GCCGAGCGGAGCGGCCCGCAGCCAUGGCCGAGAACGUGGUGGAGGCCGGGCCGCCCGCCCCCAAGCGGCCCAAGCUCGCCUCCCCGGCCCUCUCGGUGGCCGCCAGCGACGGCACAGAUUUUGGAUCCUUGUUUGACCUAGAACAUGACUUGCCGGAUGAAUUAAUCAACUCGUCAGAAUUGGGACUUACCAAUGGUGGCGACAUUAGUCAGAUCCAGACAAGUAUUAGCAUAACGCAAGACGCUGCCUCGAAACAUAAACAGCUUUCUGAAUUGUUACGGGCUGGCAGUUCCCCGAAUCUCAAUAUGGGAGUUGGUGGUCCUGGCCCAGGCAUGGCUACUCAAGGCCAGCAGAACAGUCCUGGAAUGGGAAUAUUGAAUAGCAUGGUCAAAAGCCCCAUGGCCCAGGCCACCUUGACUUCUCCUAACAUGGGAGUGGGUGCCGGUGGGCCAAGUCAAGGUCCUUCUGCACAGUCUGCUGCUGGUAUGAUCCCAGGAGUGAACAGUCCAGUUAAUCAGCCUGGACUAGGGAUGAACACAGGUAUGGGGGCUGGCAUGAAUCCUGGCAUGUUAGCUACAGGCAACGGACAGGGGAUGAUGCCAAGUCAAGUCAUGAACGGUUCCAUUGGAGCAGGCAGAGGGCGACCUAACAUGCCGUAUCCAAACCAAGGCAUGGGAAGUGCUGGCAGUUUACUAGCUGAGCCUCUGCAGCAAGGGUCUCCCCAGAUGGGAGGACAAACCGGAUUAAGGGGUCCACAGCCUGGAGGAGCUUUGAGCAAGAUGGGAAUAAUGAACAAUCCCAAUCCUUAUGGUCCACCAUUUAGCCAGAACUCUGCUCAGCAGAUUGGAGCCAGUGGACUUGGACCCCAGAUGCAAAACAAGGCUGGAAUACCCAACAGCUUACCCCAAUUUCCAAUUGACAAAAAGCCUGUCCCUGGAGCAGGAAUGCCUAACAUGGGCCAGCAGCAGGCCCCUCAAGUUCAGCCACCUGGCAUGGUGCCCUCUGCACCCCAGGGCAUGGGUUCUGGACCCCCCACAGCUGAUCCUGAGAAGAGGAAGCUCAUUCAACAGCAACUUGUUCUUCUCUUGCAUGCCCACAAGUGUCAGCGGCGCGAGCAAGCCAACGGGGAAGUGCGCCAGUGCAACCUUCCCCACUGUCGCACAAUGAAGAAUGUCCUCAACCACAUGACACAUUGCCAGGCUGGCAAGUCCUGCCAGGUGGCACAUUGUGCUUCUUCAAGACAAAUCAUCUCACACUGGAAGAAUUGCACAAGGCACGACUGUCCUGUGUGUUUGCCCCUCAAAAAUGCUGGGGAUAAAAGAAAUCAACAAUCAAUAUUGACCGGAGCUUCAGUGGGCAUUGGAAAUGCUGGUUCUGUAGGGGUGGGUCAGCAAAAUACUCCCAGCCUAAACCCGCCCAGUCAGAUUGAUCCUAGCUCUAUAGAGCGGGCGUAUGCAGCUCUCGGCCUGACCUACCAAGGAAACCAGAUGCAGACUCAGCCGCAAGCUCCAGUGAAGAGUCAGCAGCCAGGGCAGCCAGCCCAGGGCAUGCGUCCCAUGAACACCUUGAGUGCCAGUCCUAUGGGGGUAAAUGGAGGUGUCGGGGUUCAGCCAUCUAGUCUGCUUUCUGAUACAAUGAUGCAUUCAACCAUGAAUUCGCAAAACCCAAUGAUAAAUGAAAAUGCUGGAGUUGCCAACCUGGGGGCUCUGCCAGCAGCCAGCCAGCCAGCCAGUGCUGGAAUUCGGAAGCAGUGGCACGAAGAUAUUACUCAGGAUCUUCGAAAUCAUCUUGUUCACAAACUUGUCCAAGCCAUAUUCCCGACUCCAGAUCCUGCUGCUCUCAAAGACAGGCGGAUGGAGAACCUGGUUGCAUAUGCUCGGAAGGUGGAGGGGGACAUGUAUGAAUCUGCAAAUAGUCGAGCUGAGUACUACCACCUCCUUGCCGAAAAGAUCUACAAGAUCCAGAAAGAACUGGAGGAGAAACGCCGGACCAGGCUCCAGAAGCAGAACCUGAUGCCGACUGGCCCGGGCCUCCCACCACCUUCCAUGAAUCAGGGGCCCAGCCUGGGGCCGCCGCCACCACCGGCGAUGGCUGCCAAUGGUCCUUUGCCAGACCCAACUAUGAUCCGUGCCAAUGUUCCAAACCAGAUGAUGACUCGUAUGCCUCCACAGGCAGGAAUGAAUCAGUUUGGCCAGAUGAACAUGCAGCUGCCAUCCAUUGGACCCAGGCAGACGCCUCCUCUUCAGCACCCUGGACAGCUAGCCCAGGCUGGGCCCAUGAAUCAGUCUCUUGCCUUUGCUUCACGGAUGCAACAACCUGGAGUUGGUCAGCCUUCCAGCCAAAACCAGUUCCUUCAACAGAAUCAGUUUUCCACUUCCUCUCAAGGACUGAAUCCUGCAAAUAUACCUAUGGCUCAGCCCAACAGCCAGGCACCAGUGUCUCAAGCACAGAUGCCCAGUUCUUCCUGUCCUGUGAAUUCUCCUGCAAUGACUCCAGGUUCUCAGGGGAACCACAUUCACUGCCCCCCUCUCCCUCAACCUUCUCUGCAUCGAAAUUCCCCUUCUCCAGUCCCCAGUCGAACUCCUACACCGCAUCAUACCCCCCCAGGCAUGGGGUCCCAGCAGCCUCCAGCUUCCGUAGCUUCGGCCCCGGCUCCAACACCCCCGGCAAUGACCUCUGGACCACAACCCCCUGCUCUCCACCCGACUCCAAGACAGACGCCCACCCCUCCUCAGGCACAGCUUCCUCCCCAAGUGCAGCCUGCAGUUCCUGCUGUCCCUUCAGUCGAGCCACCCCAGCAGCAGCCCCUGUCCCAGCAGAGCGGCACGGCGUCAGUGCCUACCCCGACGGCCCCACUCCCGACUCAGCAGCCUUCAACUCCACUUUCCCAGCCUGCUGUGAGCAUUGAAGGACAGGUGUCAAGCCCUCCAUCAACCAGCAGCACAGAAGUGCACUCCCAGGCUGCUCCUGAGCAGCAGCCUUCGCAGGACAUUAAGAUUGGCACCAAAAUGGAGGAGGAUCCGUCAGAACCAGGAGACACCCAGCCAGAGGAUAAGCCAGAGGAUGCUCUGGAACAGAACCAUCUACGUAUCUUUCAGGUCAAAGCAACGGUGGUGGCAGAAGACUGCAAGCUGGAAGCAAUGGACACAGAAGAGAAACCAAGAGAAGUGAAGACAGAACCAAAGGAGGAGGAGGAACCCCCAAGCACCCCGGCUACUCAGUCUUCUCCAGCCCCAGGACAGUCGAAGAAAAAAAUUUUCAAGCCAGAAGAAUUACGUCAGGCACUUAUGCCAACACUGGAGGCCCUUUACCGGCAGGAUCCAGAAUCCCUUCCCUUCCGGCAGCCUGUCGACCCCCAGCUUCUAGGAAUUCCGGAUUAUUUUGAUAUAGUGAAGAGUCCUAUGGAUCUCUCUACCAUUAAGAGGAAAUUAGACACUGGACAGUACCAAGAGCCCUGGCAGUAUGUGGACGAUAUAUGGCUAAUGUUCAACAAUGCCUGGCUCUAUAACCGAAAGACGUCGCGAGUGUACAAGUACUGCUCCAAGCUGGCUGAGGUCUUUGAGCAGGAAAUCGACCCCGUCAUGCAGAGCCUUGGCUAUUGCUGUGGCAGAAAGUUGGAGUUCUCGCCCCAAACACUUUGUUGCUAUGGCAAACAGCUGUGCACAAUCCCUCGAGAUGCCACUUACUACAGUUACCAAAACAGGUAUCAUUUCUGUGAGAAGUGUUUCAAUGAAAUCCAGGGCGAGAGCGUUUCUCUGGGGGAUGAUCCAUCCCAGCCUCAAACUACAAUAAAUAAGGAACAGUUUUCCAAAAGAAAGAAUGAUACACUGGAUCCUGAACUGUUUGUUGAAUGUAUAGAAUGUGGCCGGAAAAUGCAUCAGAUCUGCGUCCUUCACAACGAGGUCAUCUGGCCAUCUGGAUUUGUUUGUGAUGGGUGUCUGAAGAAAACUGGACGAACUCGGAAAGAAAACAAGUUUUCAGCUAAAAGAUUGCCAUCUACCAGGCUUGGUACCUUCCUAGAAAACCGAGUGAAUGACUUUCUGAGACGGCAGAAUCACCCAGAGUCAGGAGAGGUCACAGUUCGGGUCGUUCAUGCUUCAGACAAAACGGUCGAAGUGAAGCCAGGCAUGAAAGCGAGAUUCGUUGACAGUGGCGAGAUGGCAGAAUCCUUCCCUUACCGAACAAAGGCCCUCUUCGCCUUUGAGGAAAUAGAUGGCGUUGACUUGUGCUUUUUUGGCAUGCACGUGCAGGAGUAUGGAUCUGACUGCCCUCCGCCCAACCAGAGGAGGGUAUAUAUAUCUUACCUCGACAGUGUUCAUUUUUUCCGUCCCAAAUGCUUCAGGACUGCAGUCUAUCAUGAAAUCUUAAUUGGCUACUUAGAAUAUGUCAAGAAAUUAGGGUACACAACAGGGCACAUCUGGGCCUGCCCGCCAAGCGAAGGCGACGACUACAUCUUUCACUGCCAUCCUCCCGAUCAGAAGAUCCCCAAACCCAAGCGACUGCAGGAGUGGUACAAGAAGAUGUUGGACAAGUCUGUGUCCGAACGCAUCGUCCAUGAUUACAAGGAUAUUUUUAAACAAGCCACGGAAGAUCGUUUAACGAGUGCGAAGGAGCUUCCGUACUUCGAGGGGGAUUUCUGGCCCAACGUGCUGGAGGAGAGCAUCAAGGAGCUGGAGCAGGAAGAGGAAGAACGAAAGAGGGAAGAGAACACCAGCAACGAGAGCGCAGACGUGACCAAGGGAGACAGCAAGAAUGCCAAAAAGAAGAAUAACAAGAAAACGAGCAAAAACAAAAGCAGCCUGAGCCGGGGCAACAAGAAGAAGCCGGGCAUGCCCAACGUCUCCAACGACCUCUCGCAGAAGCUCUACGCCACCAUGGAGAAGCACAAAGAGGUCUUCUUUGUGAUUCGCCUCAUCGCCGGCCCCGCUGCCAACUCUCUGCCCCCCAUUGCCGAACCUGACCCGCUCAUCCCCUGUGAUCUGAUGGACGGCCGUGAUGCCUUCCUCACCCUGGCGAGGGACAAACACCUGGAGUUUUCCUCGCUGCGCAGGGCACAGUGGUCAACCAUGUGCAUGUUGGUGGAGCUGCACACCCAGAGCCAAGACCGCUUUGUCUACACAUGCAACGAGUGCAAGCACCACGUGGAGACGAGAUGGCAUUGCACAGUCUGUGAGGACUAUGACCUGUGCAUCACCUGCUACAACACUAAGAACCACGACCACAAGAUGGAGAAGCUGGGCCUGGGCCUGGACGACGAGAGCAGCAGCCAGCAGGCGGCGGCCACCCAGAGCCCUGGGGACUCACGCCGCCUGAGUAUCCAGCGCUGCAUCCAGUCGCUGGUGCACGCCUGCCAGUGCCGCAACGCCAACUGCUCGCUGCCCUCCUGCCAGAAGAUGAAGCGGGUGGUGCAGCACACCAAGGGCUGCAAGCGCAAGACCAACGGCGGCUGCCCCAUCUGCAAGCAGCUCAUCGCCCUGUGCUGCUACCACGCCAAGCACUGCCAGGAGAACAAGUGCCCGGUGCCCUUCUGCCUCAACAUCAAACACAAGCUGCGCCAGCAGCAGCUGCAGCACCGCCUGCAGCAGGCCCAGAUGCUGCGCCGCAGGAUGGCCAGCAUGCAGCGCACCGGCGUGGCGGGGCAGCAGCAGGGCCUGCCCUCGCCCACCCCGGCCACGCCCACCACGCCCACCGGCCAGCAGCCCCCCACGCCGCAGACGCCCCAGCCACCGCCCCCGCCCCCGCCCGCCUCCCAGCCCCAGCCCGCGCCCCCCAACACCAUGCCGCCGUACAGCCUACCCAGAGCGCAGCCGCCCGGGGCGGCGUCCCAGGGCAAGGCGGGCGGCCAGGUGACCCCUCCGACCCCGCCUCAGACCUCUCAGCCCCCCGUGCAGGGGCCCCCGCCGGCGGCCGUGGAGAUGGCGAUGCAGAUCCAGAGGGCCGCCGAGACGCAGCGCCAGAUGGCUCACGUGCAGAUCUUCCAGCGGCCCGUCCAGCAUCAGAUGCCGCAGAUGACUCAGAUGGCCCCCAUGGGCAUGAACCCGCCCCCGAUGGCCCGAGGUCCCGGUGGCCACAUGGACCAGGGGCUGGGGCCGGCCGGGAUGCAGCAGCAGCCCCCCUGGGCCCAGAGCGGCUUGCCGCAGCCGCAGCAGUUCCAGCCGGGCAUGCAGAGGCCCGCCAUGAUGUCGGGGAACCAGCCCGGGCAGCCCAUGAACAUGGCCCCCCAGCCGGGCCUGGGGCAGGUGCCUGCCGUGGCCCAGCCCAAGCAAGGCUCCCUGCCGCAGGCGGCCUUGCAGAACCUCCUGAGGACUCUGCGGUCCCCCAGCUCGCCCAUGCAGCAGCAGCAGGUGCUCAACAUCCUCCACGCCAACCCCCAGCUGCUGGCCGCCUUCAUCAAGCAGCGGGCGGCCAAGUACGUCACCCAGAACCCCCAGGGCCAGCCCGCCGUGCCGGGCCAGCAGGGCGUGCACCCCAACCCGGCCAUGCAGACCAUGAACCCCAUGCAAGCUGGCGUGCAGCGAGCCAGCCUGCCCCCGCCACAGCCGCAGCCCCCUCCCCAGCCCCAGCCUCCGCCGGCCAUGGGCGGGGUGAGCCCCCAGGCCCAGCAGAUGAACAUGAAUCACGGGGGCAUGUCCGCGCAGUUCCGGGAGCUCCUCAUGAGGCGGCAGCAGCAGCAGCUGCUCGACCAGCAGCGGCAGCAGCAGCAGCAGCAGCAGCAGCAGCAGGGGGUGGGCCCCGCCAUGGGCAGCCACGGCCAGUUCCCCCAGCCCCAGGGGCUGGGCUACCCCCCGCAGCAGCAGCAGCAGCAGCAGCGGAUGCAGCACCACAUGCAGCAGAUGCAGCCGGGGGGCAUGGGACAGAUGGGCCAGCUCCCGCAGGCCAUGGGGGCUGAGCCGGGGGCCAGCCUACAGCAGGCCUACCAGCAGCGGCUGCUCCAGCAGCAGAUGGGCUCCCCGGCUCCGCCGAACCCCAUGAGCCCCCAGCAGCACAUGCUCCCGAGCCAGGCCCAGUCCCCCCACCUCCAGGGCCAGCAGAUCCCCCCGUCGCUCACCAGCCAAGUGCGCUCCCCCCAGCCCGUCCCGUCCCCUCGGCCCCAGUCCCAGCCGCCCCACUCCAGCCCUUCCCCCCGGAUGCAGCCGCAGCCUUCCCCGCACCACGUCUCCCCACAGACCAGCUCCCCGCACCCAGGACUGGUGGCCGCCCAGGCGAACGCCAUGGAGCAAGGGCACUUUGCCAGCCCGGACCAGAGCGCCAUGCUUUCCCAGCUGGCGAGCAACCCAGGCAUGGCGGGCCUCCAUGGGGCGGGCGCCACGGACCUGGGGCUGAGUGCCGAUAGCUCAGACUUGAAUUCAAACCUUUCACAGAGUACACUAGACAUACACUAGAGAUUACCUUGUAGCGUUUUGGGAGCAAAAAAAAAACAACUUAUUUUCUCUUAAGACUUUUUGUACUGAAGACAAAAUUUUUUUGAAUCUUUCUUAGCCUAAGAGACGAUUUUCCCCGGAAUACAUCUGAACUGGGCAGCAAGAGCUUGUGGUUUAAAACAAAAAGCAAACUUUGAACCUGAGGGAUGACAGAAUAAAAAGAAUCUAUUUUUGUUAUGGCUGGUCUCCACCAGUCCUCCUUCCUGUCCCGUCCCCGCCAGUCCUCCUUCCCAUCCCCACUGUGUACAGUGCAGGCUCAAGGCCACAUGCUCCCUCCUUGCACCUCCAAUACAGUUUAUUAUUUUUUUUAAAUUAAUGAAAAUAUGUAAUAUUGAUAGUUAUUAUUUACUGGUGCAGAUGGUUGACAUUUCUCCCUAUUCUUUUUCCUCAUGACACCACGGCAGAAGAGUUAACUCACGAACAUUUCUUAAACCAGAGGACAAAAGGGGUUAAUGUUGCUUUAAAAAAAAAAUACAUAUUUUAUAUAUAUAUAUAUUUAUAUAUAUAUAUAUAUUAAAAAAAAUACC
Messenger RNA from Vombatus ursinus (common wombat), 7948 nucleotides. RefSeq names its product E1A binding protein p300 (gene EP300). The record is from RefSeq and is a predicted model, not a curated record. The coding region runs from base 24 to 7382 and encodes 2452 amino acids. NCBI's taxonomy places the organism in Eukaryota, Metazoa, Chordata, Mammalia, Diprotodontia, Vombatidae. Gene Ontology annotation, biological process: positive regulation of transcription by RNA polymerase II. The transcript has 31 exons. Gene Ontology annotation, molecular function: protein binding; histone acetyltransferase activity; chromatin DNA binding. Gene Ontology annotation, cellular component: transcription regulator complex; nucleus; histone acetyltransferase complex.